Molecule: messenger RNA, 1494 nt
Organism: Anopheles coustani
Lineage: Eukaryota; Metazoa; Arthropoda; Insecta; Diptera; Culicidae
Product: transmembrane protease serine 9-like
Exons: 6
Coding region: 1-1494 (497 amino acids)
Biological process (GO): proteolysis
Molecular function (GO): serine-type endopeptidase activity
Source: RefSeq, a predicted model, not a curated record
AUGUCGGCAUUUCGUGGAGAAUUUCAACACAUGGUGGCGAUCGGCUGGACACGUUCUAACGGAUCAAUUGACUAUCUCUGUGGUGGAAGUUUGAUAACCAAUGAUUUCAUAAUCACUGCAGCUCACUGUGGUGGAGAUUCAGAGAACAUUCCCCCUGAUACGGUGCGCAUCGGUGAUACUGAUUUAGGAAGUCCGGAAGAUGAUGAAUUUGCUCAACAGAUCGCGAUCGCACGAUUCAUUUCACAUCCACAGUAUCGGGGAUCCCGCAGGUACUUCGACAUAGCGAUAGUUCAACUCAAGGAUCCCGCCACAUACUCGUCGGCCGUGUGCAACGCUUGUCUGUGGCGUGAACUUGAAAUCCCCAGUGGCCCGAUGGAUGCGGUAGGGUUCGGGGCAACCGGUUUUGCUGAAGCGCUCAGUCCUACGCUGCAACGAGCGGAGCUGAAUACGAUCGAUAUGACUAAUUGCUCUAAAAGAAUAACGCUAAACCGUCGUCAGAUGCCGGACGGGUUCCGAACAGAUCAAUUUUGUGCCGUUGGCAAUAGCAUGGACACGUGCGAGGGAGACUCUGGCGGACCAAUAGGUGUGAAGCGGUUGGACGUAAAAGGAUAUGUUUUCCCUUUAGUAGUCGGUGUGGUGUCGUUCGGUACCCCGUGCACGGUAGGAUCGACCGGAGUAUACAGUAAAGUGAGCGAAUAUGUGGACUGGAUUGAGCAGGUGACGAAUACUUCGUUUGACUAUACAGAGUGCACCACCUUGCCUCGUUGUUCCGGAAGAGUUCGUCAAGAAAGUCCGGUAAACUUGGGUUCAAAUUUUGCACUAAAUCGCUUUGGUUUGCUCUGGGACAACGUCACCACGUUAUAUGAAUGUGGAGCCACCCUUAUCGACUAUCAGUAUUUCUUAACGUCGGCUUCUUGUGUUACAUCUAGCAAGGGCUAUCCACGGUACGUCGCACACAGUGGUACAGUGCUCAUUACCGUAGGAGAUGUGUACGUCUCCCCAAAGUACCGGCUGUGCAAACCGGAGAACAACAUUGCGUUGAUAAAGGUGGCAAAAUUCGUCAACACCAGAAUGUUUCGUCCGGCGUGUCUUUGGAAUCGAAACAUCGAUGGCGUGUGGCCCAGUGGCCUACAGUUUAGUGCAUACGACACGCGUCCUGAGCAUGAGAUACAUUCCCGUCCACGAGUCAAUACUACCAUCUUUGUCGAUGUCGAACCAGAACAUGAGUGUGGCAUCACAGGUACUGGCACGAACGAUGUAGUUUGCUUUAAAAACAACGUUAAUCUGAUUCCUGGAACUUGUACGAUGGAUUAUGGGGCAGCAGUAAUCAAUAGCACAAAUCCGCGAAUGCCAAUGUUUGCAUAUGGUGUUGUAUCAACGUUGAGCAAAGGUUGCGGUUUGGAUUUGUAUAUGAACGAUAUCACACCGCACAUCGAAUGGAUCGAGUCUAUUAUUGUGCACAGGCGUAACAAAUUCUUGGUAUUUACGAAUUAA